AAUGGCGUCUAGGUUUCUGAUUCUUUGUGCGUUGCCUCUUUUCUUCGUCCUCGCCGCUUCCAUCCAAGAAAAAGUCUUUGACGUCAGAAACUACGGUGCUUACGGCGACGGCAAAAGAUACAAUGGUUUGGCGUUUACAAAGGCGUGGAACGACGCUUGCCAGUGGAGUAGCGGGAGAUCAACGGUCUAUAUUGCUCCCGGAGUAUUCUAUCUCCGUCAAGUAACGUUCACUGGUCCUUGCAAAAACGCUAUUACUUUUAUGGUCAAAGGAACUUUAUUAGCUCCUCCGAAUCCUAACUUCAUCAACCAAGAUGAAUGGAUACUUUUCCAGUACGUCGAUAGCCUCACCGUCACUGGCGGCGGGUUACUUGACGGCCAAGGGUCUUUUUCUUGGCCACUCAAUGAUUGUAACAAGAACAGUAAUUGUCGUGCACUAGCUAUGAACAUUGGGUUUGCCUUCGUUACUCACUCGAGGAUCGACGGCCUAAGAUCUAUCAACAGCAAAAUGGGACAUUUCAACCUAUACGGUGUCAAUGAUUUCAACAUUACGGGCGUUACCAUCACUGCUCCCGGAAAUAGCCCUAACACCGAUGGAAUCAAGAUCGGGAGAUCUAGCAAUAUGCAUAUCCACGACGUCACUAUUGGAACCGGUGACGAUUGUAUCGCAAUCCUUGACGGAACCACCAAUUUGGAUAUCUCUCAUGUCAGGUGCGGACCAGGGCACGGGAUUAGUGUGGGGAGCCUCGGGAGAUACAAAGAUGAGAAAAACGUGCAGGGCUUAACCGUCAGAGACUCGGUUUUCAUCGGCACAACCGACGGUUUACGCAUCAAAACAUGGGCUAAGUCGAUCUCGGAGAUCUCGGUUUCGAAUUUCUUGUACGAGAAUAUCCAAAUGAUCAAUGUUGGAAACCCUAUCAUCAUUGAUCAGCAGUAUUGUCCAAACGGACAAUGCGACAGUUCUGGAAAGUAUGCGUCCCAUGUUCAGAUAAAAAAUGUGAAGUACAACCAAAUUUGGGGAACUUCGACGAGCAAAGAGGCUUUGAAUAUGCAAUGUAGUAGAGCGUUUCCUUGUCAAGACGUUGAGCUCUCAAACAUCAACUUGAAGUACGUUGGACGCGACGGUCUAGUCACGGCUUUGUGUCAGAACGUUGGUGGUUCGAUUCGUGGCAAGAUUGUGCCGGGAAAUUGCCAGAUUUGAUCUUUUUAUUCGUCAUUCGUUAUUGGAUUUUUAUAUUUUUUUUUUCAUUUUUUUUCAGGACUGUUAGGUUUUGUUUCGAUGCAAUACUGGAAGCUACUUAAAACCUAAUUAAACAUCCAAUUAAAUUUUGGGAUGUGAAUGGUUUGCUACGGUAUAUAAACGCAUCCUUUGUAGGUAAAGAUAAAAAAGAGUUAGAUCUCGACCAACCUUUUUUUCAAUCCCUACUUAUUCGUAAAUCGUAAUAUGUACAUUCCGUUUCCGUAAUAUGUAAAUUCACCAAUUAUGUUUAAACAAUUAUUAUGAUAAUUUUUAUUUUAUUUUCA
Camelina sativa (false flax) is the source of this 1521-nucleotide messenger RNA. Its product is annotated as exopolygalacturonase-like. Gene Ontology annotation, molecular function: polygalacturonase activity. NCBI's taxonomy places the organism in Eukaryota, Viridiplantae, Streptophyta, Magnoliopsida, Brassicales, Brassicaceae. Gene Ontology annotation, biological process: carbohydrate metabolic process. The record is from RefSeq and is a predicted model, not a curated record.